AUGCUUGGCUUCAAGAACUUCGCUGUAGUAGGGGCAGGCCUCCUUGGUGGCCCCAUCACCGAAGAGCUCCUCAAGCUUAGGUCAAAUGGAGCGAUCGGCAAAGUCGUUCUCCUAACGCGCCCACAAUCCGCGUCGAAAUAUGAAUCAUUCGCCGCCCAAGGCGCAACCAUCGUGCCCGUUACCGAUUACCAUUCGACGCCCGAGGUAUCAAAAGCGCUCGCGGGCAUCGACGUCGUCAUUUCCACUGUUGGUCACGCAGCACUCUUCGAUGUGCAGGUGCCAAUUGCGAAGGCGGCCAAGGAGGCCGGCGUUCAGCUUUUUGUGCCAUCGGAGUUUGCCUCACCCACGGAUAACGCUACCGAGGGCUUCUUCGCCGCCAAAGCCGCGUUGGUCAAGCAGAUACGUGAUGAUGUCGGUAUUCCCACGGCCGUAUUCUUCACCGGAGGCUUCUCAGACACCAUAUGGGGUCCAUUCUUCGAUCUGGACUUCAAGAGUGGUAGUGUCGGAGUAGGAGGAGAUGGAAAUGCGAAGGCCUCUUUCACUUCUCGCACAGACAUUGCCCGCUACGUCGCAUACGUGCUCACUGCACUCCCACCCUCGGAGAGCAAGAACAAGACAUUCCGUAUCGAGGGCGAGCGCGCGUCGCUCAACGAGAUCUUCGCCGCAUACGAGAAGAAGUACGGGGUGAAGCUUCAAGUCAAGUACACGUCCGUUGAGGAGCUUCAGAAGAGAGUGAAGGAGAACCCGCAGGACAUCGUGAGCUUCUGGCAGAGCGUGAUGGCAACAGGCGGAUCGGCAGUUGGGUCCCCUUUGGACAAUGGUUUGUUCCCGGACUGGAACCCCAAGCCUGUGAUUGACUUUUUGUAA
Molecule: messenger RNA, 867 nt
Organism: Peniophora sp. CBMAI 1063
Lineage: Eukaryota; Fungi; Basidiomycota; Agaricomycetes; Russulales; Peniophoraceae
Source: the annotation of a GenBank genome assembly